UAACACAAAACUCAAAAAGGGACAUGAAGGUCAUAAUUCAAUUUCUUGAUGGUGUUAUGAGUUUCUUUCCUAUAAAAAUACUACCUGCCUAUUAACUACCACCUUAGCUGUUCUUUCUUUCAAAGCACCAAACUUUGGUCAUCAAUGGCAGAGCUAGAGAGCCCAAAUGUGAUGUCCAAAUUGAUCACAUUCCUCUCAUCUCUACUCCAAAGACUUGCCGAAUCGAACGAUCUCAACCCUCAAUUCCAGACCCAGAAAAUCUCAGUCUUCCAUGGCCUAACUAGGCCUUCUAUAUCAAUCCAGAGCUACCUUGACAGGAUCUUCAAGUAUGCAAAUUGCAGCCCUUCUUGCUUCAUUGUUGCCUAUGUUUACCUUGAUAGGUUUGCUCAGAGUCAACCCUCCCUCCCCAUCAACUCCUUCAAUGUCCAUCGCUUGCUUAUCACAAGUGUCAUGGUCGCUGCCAAAUUCAUGGAUGAUAUGUAUUACAACAAUGGAUACUAUGCAAAAGUUGGAGGGAUUAGCAAAACCGAGAUGAACUAUCUUGAGCUAGAUUUUCUGUUUGGGCUAGGCUUCAACUUAAAUGUUACUCCAAACACAUUCUACACCUACUGUUCCUACCUCCAAAAAGAGAUGGUGAUGAUGCAACCUCCUGUGACUUUAGCUGGAGAAUCUUCUCUAAAGAGAUUGUAUUUCAAUGAAGAAGAAUCCUCCCAUCAACAACAACAACAAGAAGUAGCUGUUUAAAUUUUAGUUGGGCAUAGAGAUAGUGGGUAGUAAAAAGAAAUUCACUUUCUUACAUUUUGUUUUGUGGGUCCCAUUUACUUUCUUUUUUUUAGCUUUUUGGUAAAUGACACAUUUGGUAUGUACAGGUUGGUGUAUUUUCUUUACAGUCUGGCUAAUGUGAGUGAAGUCUAGAUCACUAAAAUUGUAUGGAAUUUCUUUUGGUUCA
Molecule: messenger RNA, 949 nt
Organism: Tripterygium wilfordii
Lineage: Eukaryota; Viridiplantae; Streptophyta; Magnoliopsida; Celastrales; Celastraceae
Product: cyclin-U4-1
Exons: 2
Coding region: 145-744 (199 amino acids)
Biological process (GO): regulation of cyclin-dependent protein serine/threonine kinase activity
Molecular function (GO): protein kinase binding
Source: RefSeq, a predicted model, not a curated record